Ornithodoros turicata is the source of this 534-nucleotide messenger RNA. RefSeq lists its product as uncharacterized. The record is from RefSeq and is a predicted model, not a curated record. Gene Ontology annotation, biological process: DNA integration. Gene Ontology annotation, molecular function: nucleic acid binding. The transcript has a single exon. Lineage: Eukaryota; Metazoa; Arthropoda; Arachnida; Ixodida; Argasidae. The coding region runs from base 1 to 534 and encodes 177 amino acids.
AUGCAAGAUUCCACCGCCGGCACGGUCGCCCGCAGUUUCGUUUCCACCUGGGUUGCAAUGGUCGGUGUCCCUUCUCAGAACACCAUCGACAGGGGCAAGCAAUUUGAAUGUCGCCUAUUCACAUCACUAACGCAGCUCCUCGGUACCAACCGUUGUCGCACGACUGCAUAUCAACCCUGCACCAACGGUAUCGUCGAACGCUUCCGCCGUCACCUGAAGGCGGCCAUCAUGGCCUAUGGCAAUUCAUCCAAAUGGCAGGACUGCCUUCCGUUAGUCCUUCUCGGACUUCGGACCUCAUGGAAAGAGGAUUUAUGCUGCACCGCUGCCGACCUUGUGUAUGGAAGCAACCUCACCCUUCCGGCCCACUUCUUCGAGCCCACUUCCUCACCUGCCAUUAAUCCCACGGACUACGUAGAGGACCUGCGGCAGCACUUCUCCAGUAUCACUCUCACUCCUACACUAGUCCGACAAGCCUUUUGUCUCUCCGCCACUCACGUCUUCCUCCGAACUGACGCAUUGAGGAAAUCGCUGUGA